CGUUAUCUUAAUUCUGACUGGCCAACUCAAGGCCAUUAGCACGUUGUAAUUAUUCACUGUUAGCCUCGAAAGAUAUAUAUAUAUAUAUAUAUAUAUAUAUAUAUAUAUUCCCUUUACUGUAUUUUAUACAUAGUCCACUUCUAUAUAUAAAAAUGAUUGCCAUAUCCUUUUCUAUCUUAUGACUUGUUUGUUGUUAAAUUUACAAGUCUCCAACGUAUUUCGUAUUUAUAUCUUAUUUUUACGUUGUAUCGACGUAAUCAGUCGAUAGAGGACAUAUGACAAGGCCAUUAUCCAUAAAACUUUUAUAAUCGAUUAUCUUAAACCCAGUCAAAAGACGGAAAUAAAGAGGUUCAAAGAUAUAUUUUAUGGCCCCAAGCUGCCAGCUUUGGGGAAAAUUUGGUCCAUUUUGGGGGAGCCGCUCUAGUAAAUUUUGGGGAAAUGAGACGAAAAACCCAAAAUUUCCCCAGACAAGCGCUAGUCAGUGUCGUAAAGUAUGUUAUCUAGUUGUUGCAAUGGAUGCAUACCAUGGUGAACCCAAUGGUGAUCUUGUGCAGAUACAUGAUUGAGCUCUUUUAGCUAGGGUGUUUCCAUUAAAACUAAUGAGAUGAAUGUUCGCGUCAAAUACGUGCAGAACUAUUUGUCGUGGGGAUUUAUCUACCACUACGCGCAAAAAGUUAUGCUCGGUUACCGUACUGUCUUAACAGUAAUGAGGGACUAUAGUGUUAUCAUUUGGUAAGUACUUUGAUAGUAGUACGUUACUUUACUGUUCAAAACAAAAGAAUGCACUCCACUAAGCUAAAUUAGCAAUUUCAAAUACUUGAUAUUCCCCUAAUCAAAUCUCUGUUUUCUCAAGUGUUUUCCCUGCGUAUCAUCUUUAGAAUAUUUGUCUAAGUGUUUAUUUAACGUUCAAACAAAAUUCUUAGCUACACCUAAUUUUGAUCAAUUUGAUCCAUCCAAAUAACUAAGUAUGUGGUUGUGACAAGUUAUUUUGAUAUGCUAACAAGUUGCGCCGAUUCAUCACCUUCCAAAGCCCCAUGCGUGUGAGGUUUUCAUAUUUUGUUCGUCUCUUCGGUUUUUUGGCGGUGCUAACAGCUUUUAUCGUACUGUGGAAAUUGGGGAAUGUCUCAUAUUAUUUGGGAUCUAAAAAGGGUUUCAACCACAGUCAUGAAUCUGAUUACAACGGAAACGGCUUCAAAAAUGAAUAUGACAGAUUCACUCGUGAAUUUGAAAGAUUAAACUCAGACUACGUUCGUUCUAUCCGGUGCAUAGUAAAUGAAAAAUUAAUAGUCGGGUGCUAUUUGCUGAAAUCACAAGAAGUACUCAUACCAUUUGAAUUAGUCCGUAAUUAUUUUAAGGUUUAUGGUUCCCUUGAUUUAUCGUCUAGCACAUUUUAUUGGAAUCACGCCAAUGUUGACAUCCCAAAACCAUAUUUGCAUAAACAUAAUCCUGUCGGUAUAUAUAUGCAGUUUCAUAAAUCCAAUGUAGAAAAACGAGAUAAUGUGAAAUUAAUCGUUGCAGAUGAAGGAGUACCAAUCAGUCAACAAUGGAGUUCUCGCGGUUAUCCAUAUCCAAUUCAAAUAGCACAAUUUGGCUUGAAUCAUUUCAGUCAAUUAGUAAUAUCAGCUGGUCAAGCGAAAUCUGAAAAUGUACGAAAUGUUUUGUCGUUGGACAAUAAAAAUAUGGAGUUAGAUCUUAUUGUUCCCAGUAAUAAUGUAAUUCAUCGUUGGGCUGAUAAAGAGUUUAUACAUAAAUGGAAUGACAGACUUAUGUUAUCAGUUGAUAAACUGAACUCCUAUGGUCAAGUAUUGUCAAUAAUCCCAAAGCUUCAAGAAUGGGAUUAUCUCAUUAUGAGUGGUCGUCAGUGGACAUAUGGAAGCCAUAUUGAAUUAUCACUUUUAUGGUAUCCUCCAGGUGGAAGUUAUAAGAAUUACCCUACAAAAAGUUUAAUUGUAUACAAUUGUUCAUCGUCUCCAAGUAGACAUCAAACCUAUGCCACUAUCAUUCAUAAUAAUAAAGUCACAUAUUGGAUGCCUGAAUGUGAAAAACAAGCCAAGAUAUAUGGAUUUGUUGAUAAUAUCAAGGUAGCACGUGAUCUUUACACUGAUUUAAUGAAAGUAUUCUACGCAAAUCGAAAGUCAUCGGAGUAUACUGGUUUAAGUAGUAUGAAAUUAUUGAAUACUGUUAAUGAUACUAAAAAUCCAUCUCAUGUACAAGUAUUAAAUAUAAACUUCUAUAUUAAUGCCCAAUAUAACACUAAUGAUGUCAUCAUAGAAAAAUUAUACCUUGGUAAAUUAACCAAUUUACAAUUAACAUUUCCAACUGUAAAUAGAAUAAACUUGGCAGAGAAAUUAUUUCAUGAAAUACGUUUUAUAUCUGCUGCUGAUUGGUUUAUUAAGCAUCAAGAUAAAAAGACUGGUGGUUGGUCUGUUAAUGUUCAACGUUCAUUCAAUGGUAGAAAAGCUCUAAAACCUGGAUGGUAUUCUGCUAUGGGUCAAGGUCAAGCGAUUUCGCUUCUAGUUAGAACUUAUAAUUACACUGGGAACCCAUUAUAUUUGGAAGCUUGUCAUCGUGCUUUAGAUUUGUUUAGUGUAAAUAUAAAUCAUGGAGGUAUUCGUUCGUAUUUCCUCAAUCAAUCCGAUUUAGUAUGGUUCGAAGAGUACCCGUUUGAUCCUCCAAUUCAUAUAUUAAAUGGGUUUAUUUAUUCACUCAUAGGUUUAUAUGAUUAUACCAAAUUAUUGGUGAACUCUCCAGAUCCUUUGACUUUAUCCUAUCUUUCGAAAGCUCAAAAUUAUUUAGAUAUAGGAUUGACAAGUUUGUCCAAAUUGCUCCCGCUAUUCGAUUCUGGUAGUGGGAGUUUCUAUGAUCUUCGGCAUCUUUCAACGGCAUAUAAUAAUAAACCGGUAAAACAAGGUCGAUCUAAAUUUUCUAAAAGUUCUUUUCAAUUAUCCACUGGACCCAAUCGAGCUCGUUGGAGUUAUCAUUCUGUGCACAUUAAACAACUUCAAACUUUGGCUGAUUUAGAUCCAAAACAUGCUAUUCAAUGGAAUACUACAGCUAAUCGAUGGAUUGCUUAUCUUCAAGGUUUCAGAUCUCUUCAAAAUUAAUAUGCUUACUUUUACAAUCGAAUUACGUUCAACAUCUUUGUGUUUUAAGACGGAUUCCAAUCAUUUACACUACUGUUACAUAUAUACAUAUACCAGCCAGUAAUUUGCAUUUAUUUUGAUAUUAGUCGUUAUACAUUAUAUGUAUACAAUAUCUAAGUGAUUAUUGGGAAUUACAUUUAAUUUCGUUUUCUUAUUUAGUAUUCACUUAAAACA
Messenger RNA from Schistosoma curassoni, 3317 nucleotides. NCBI's taxonomy places the organism in Eukaryota, Metazoa, Platyhelminthes, Trematoda, Strigeidida, Schistosomatidae. The record is from the annotation of a GenBank genome assembly.